UGGGGGAAGGCUAGCGUGGUGGCGGCGGGAACGGAAGUAUUUCGCGGGAGACUGACUGGCUAAGGAAGGUUGCGCGGCGUCUCACUUCACAUCUCGCCCUUAUUUCUCCGUUCCGGCGACACCCACACCUAUAAAAAAUGGUAAAGGAGGAGUAUGAUGCGGAUAUGGGAGACGGCCACUCUGGGCACAGCAGCAGAGGAGGCCGUGGUGAUCACUCUGAGCACUCAGAGCCAGAGCAGAUGCGGAAGCUGUUCAUUGGUGGGCUGGAUUACCGCACCACCGACGACAGCCUCAAGGCAUACUUCGAGCAAUAUGGCGAGAUUGUUGACGUUGUUGUGAUGAAGGACCCCAAAACAAAGAGAUCUCGUGGGUUUGGCUUCGUGGCGUUCUCCCAGGCUUACAUGGUGGACGAGGCACAGAAGAACAGGCCACACAAGAUUGACGGGCGCUCUGUGGAUACGAAACGCGCCGUGCCUCGAGAUGAGAUUGGCAAACCUGAGGCUGGUGUGACGGUGAAGAAACUCUUUGUUGGUGGCAUUAAGGAUGAUGUCGAUGAGGAUGACCUGCGCGAGACCUUCAGUUCCUUUGGCAAUGUGGUGUCGGUGAGCAUUCCCACGGAGAAGGAGUCACAGAAGAAGAGAGGCUUUGCUUUCGUGGAGUUUGAAGACUAUGAUGCUGUCGACAAAGCUUGCUCAGUGCACAAGAACAUCCAGCUGAAGGGAAAGCGGGUGGACGUGAAGAAGGCCCUCAGUAAGAACGAGAUCCAGAUGCAGCAGAGGAACAGGAUGGGUGGCAUGGGGGGGAUGGGACGUGGUGGCGGCAACGGACCCUGGGCUGGCAACCGCAACGACAGCUGGGGCAACAACCAGGGCGGCGGAUGGCAAGGUAGGACAGACAACCGCGGCGGGUGGGGCAACCAAGGGAACUACGGAACACCAAACCAGGGCGGCCCAGGUGGGUAUGGCAACCAGGGCGGCUAUGGCAACCAGGGUCCAUGGCAGGGUGGCCCCCCCAACAACCAGGGGUGGAACAACCAGACCAACCAGGGAUGGAACCCACAAGCCAACAACUACGGUGGCACUCCCAACAGCUGGGGCCAGGGACCUAAUGACUUUGGCAACAACUAUGGCCAGAGCUACGGUGGCGGCCCUAUGAGGAACCAGGGCUAUGGACAGACGAAUCGUUCCACCCCAUACAACGCUGGUGGCUACAACAACCCUGGCAACAGCGGCCCCAACAGCUACGGUGGCGGCGGUGGUGGGAGUGGCGGCGCUGUCAACAUGAACCAAGGGCCAAACCGUCGCUAUUAGAGUAGCCUUGGGGGGUGGGGGAGUCCUGUGGGUCCCCGGCGCUACCUCAUCACCAAACAUCAACUGCCUUUCUCCAACCUGUGAUAACUUUUUUAUUUAUUUAGAGAAAAAAACACCUUAUAUACCUUUAUAUAUCUAUAUUUUUUAUAUAUUUAUACAUAGUUUAUUUUUUUACCAUUUGGAAAUUACACCAAAAAGUUUUAAAAAAUUGUUUUCUUCAAGAUCCUGGAGUAUUAGGAUGUCACUGCACAGAGCUGAGAAUGGCUACAUCCCAACUAAAACUAAAUUCACAACCCUUCCCCUGAACCCAGCCCCCAUCAGCCCCCCAGCCAGACCCAUAGCCCCCUUAACUCCGGGAAGGUGUCCAGUCUGUGGGGAUUAAAUUUAAGUCCCUCGUUACUCAGGGAUUCUAAAACUUCCUCACUUCGGUGCUUUGGGGGCUGACUGUCACAGCACCGGUGUAGCUGUAGUGGCCAGGGUAGCCGUAGUAGUAGCUGUAGUAGUGGUGUUGUGUUACUGGGGCUUGUGGUGGUUGUCCUUUGUGUGGUGGCCCUCAGGGGAUGUCCUGUCUUAUGUUGCGUGGUGGUUCUUCAAGUGUGCAUCAGACGUCACACCGCCGUCUGUUGUGACGCGCUUCACUCCCACUACGACAAUUUUCAAAGGCUUUAAAAAUUAAUAACCGGGUUUUAGUGUUCUGUUCACUCAAUAUACAAAUGUCACUAAAUAUAAAAACCUUAAAGAAUCAAAAGCGUUCUUGAAAACCUGAGCCGGACAAGAUUAGUCAGGUUUUUAAGAGCGUUCCUUCCACUUGUGAAUCUUGCUAAUCUUAAUGUAAAAAAAAUACCCUUAAAAUAAACCCAGGUGUUAAACCAAAUAUAUAAAAAAACCAUUGAAAACUUGGGUCACAGACAAAAGUGAGCGGGUUUUCAAGUGUUUCUAAUAUAUAAAUAAAUCUUAAUCUCAUAAAACACCCUUAAAAGCCUUCAAGUAUAGCCUUUUGAAGUUACUGGUGUGAGGGAAGCGUUUCAGAAGGUGCCUAGUAAUAGCUGGGUAAGUAAUGCUUGUGUUAGGUCGGGACUCCAGACCGCCAUGGGGACAGGAUGGCGAGGUAAGUGCCAGGCUGAAGACAUCGGGCGUGGAGCAUUCAUUCUGACAGUGUACCGCGGUUCCUCCAUACUGGUGAUUAAUGAAGAAAAUAAAAGGAAAACAUGA
This is a messenger RNA of Portunus trituberculatus (swimming crab), 2522 nucleotides long. Its product is annotated as heterogeneous nuclear ribonucleoprotein A1, A2/B1 homolog. The record is from RefSeq and is a predicted model, not a curated record. The coding region runs from base 138 to 1310 and encodes 390 amino acids. The transcript has 8 exons. Gene Ontology annotation, molecular function: RNA binding. Lineage: Eukaryota; Metazoa; Arthropoda; Malacostraca; Decapoda; Portunidae.